Molecule: messenger RNA, 1608 nt
Organism: Torulaspora globosa
Lineage: Eukaryota; Fungi; Ascomycota; Saccharomycetes; Saccharomycetales; Saccharomycetaceae
Gene: ERG5
Product: C-22 sterol desaturase
Exons: 1
Coding region: 1-1608 (535 amino acids)
Biological process (GO): sterol metabolic process
Molecular function (GO): oxidoreductase activity, acting on paired donors, with incorporation or reduction of molecular oxygen; monooxygenase activity; heme binding
Source: RefSeq, a predicted model, not a curated record
AUGGCAGAUAUUUCUACUGACCCUGUGGCUCAAUUGCACAAUGCUACGAGUGCCUUGACGGGCAAUGAGACUGCGGCAGCAAAUUUCAUUCUUUUUGCUGUAAACUAUGUGAAAUCGCUAUCAUACUUUAAGAUUUUCGUGUCGUUAAUGUGCGUCCUGUUAGUGUGGGAUCAAGUUUCCUACCAAAUAAAGAAAGGUUCCAUUGUGGGUCCCAAAUGGAAGUGGUAUCCGUUUAUUGGUCCUUUUCUAGAGUCGCUUGACCCUAAAUUUGAGGAAUAUAAGGCUAAAUGGUACUCAGGUGACUUGUCGUGUGUUUCCAUUUUUCACAAGUUUGUUAUUAUCGCAUCUUCUAGGGACUUGGCUAGGAAAAUUCUGCAAGCACCAAAGUACGUGAAGCCUUGUGUGGUGGACGUUGCGGUCAAGAUUCUGAGACCAUGCAACUGGGUUUUCCUCGACGGUAAGGCCCAUACGGACUACAGAAGAUCCUUGAAUGGUUUAUUUACUAAACCAGCCUUGGCACAAUAUUUGCCAUCUUUGGAGGCCUUGAUGGACAAGUAUAUGGAUAAGUUUGUUGAGAUCUCUAAGAAGAACAACUAUGAACCUCAAGUGUUUUUCCAUGAGAUGAGAGAAAUCUUGUGUGCCUUAUCCUUGAAGGCUUUUUGCGGAGACUACAUUACCGAAGACCAGGUCAGAAAGAUUGCUGAUGAUUACUACCUGGUCACUGCCGCACUAGAGUUGGUUAAUUUCCCCAUUAUUAUACCUUUCACUAAGACGUGGUACGGUAAGAAAACCGCUGAUGCAGCCAUGAAGGUCUUUGAGCAAUGUGCUCAGAUGGCAAAGGAUCAUAUCGCUGCCGCUGGCAAAUCUAUCUGUGUGAUGGAUGCUUGGGUGAAAUUGAUGCACGACGCCAAGCACAAGAACGAUGAAGAAUCAAGACUCUUCCACAGAGAAUUCACCAACAAAGAGAUUUCCGAAGCCAUUUUCACCUUCUUGUUCGCCUCGCAGGAUGCCUCGUCGUCGUUAGCCUGUUGGUUAUUCCAAAUUGUUGCUGACCGUCCUGAUGUCUUGCAGAAGAUCAGAGAAGAGCAAUUGGCAGUCCGUAAUAGUGAUAUGUCCACGGAAAUGAACAUUGACCUCAUUGAUAAAAUGACUUACACCAACAUGGUUGUUAAGGAGACUCUACGUUAUAGACCACCUGUGUUAAUGGUCCCUUAUGUCGUUAAGCAAAGCUUCCCCGUUACUGCUCAUUACACUGCACCAAAAGGUUCUAUGUUGAUACCAACUUUAUAUCCUGCUCUACAUGACCCAGAAGUUUACGAAAAUCCAGAUGAAUUUAUUCCAGAGAGAUGGGAAGAGGGAUCCCCUGCUAAUGCUGCAAAGAAAAACUGGUUGGUCUUUGGCUGCGGUCCACAUGUCUGUCUCGGUCAGACUUAUGUUAUGAUUACGUUCACGGCUUUGCUCGGUAAAUUCGCUCUUUAUACCGACUUCAAACAUAAGGUGACCCCAUUGAGUGAGAAAAUCAAAGUGUUUGCCACAAUUUUCCCGAAGGAUGACCUACUACUUUCCUUCAAAAGAAGAGACCCAUUGACCGGCCAGAUAGUCGAAUGA